GGCAAACCCCUCACCACCAGGGAGAUGAUUAAAUUUGGGGCCAUUUCACAAUGUGAGGAGUUUAGACGCUGGAGUUCACCAAAGACUUUUACAUUAGCAUCACAUUUGCUAGGACAAUCUUAACCACCAGAAUACUGCGCAACACCAUGGCCUCUGAACCGGAGAAACAAAUCGUCAUAAGCCAAUUCAGUUCACUGGCUUUGAACCCCAAUAACAAGAUUAUUGUGGGUGUGGACUACGGCACUACAUUCACUGGGGCUAGCUUCGUUAGUUCAAAAGGAAAUGGCUUAAGCGACAUCACGGUAAUUGAAACAUGGCCAGGUAUUUCGAGAGACUCCAAUACAGUAACGAAAGUACCGUCCCGUAUCUCAUAUCCCGAUGGUUUACCCAACCAAUGGGGAUACCAGGUGCAGCCUGGUGCGAAUGCAUACUCGUGGACAAAGUUACUUCUGGAUCAGAGUGCUCCUUUGACUAGAUAUGAUGACGAGGGACUUGAGAAGGCCUCUGAGAUGGGUAUCCUGAGAUUACCAGAGGGUAAAACGGCAAGUGAUGUCGUAAGGGAUUAUUUAUCAGAGGUCUACCAGCAUAUUCUUGGAAGGAUCGCCAAGCAGAUUACAGAGGAGACAUUGAAAACCACACCCUUGGAGUUCUGGUUUACUGUGCCAGCCAUUUGGUCAGAUCAGGCACAGAAUGCAACUAUUAACGCUGCUCGGAAGGCAGGGUUUGGGAAUAGAGCCUCCCGGCCAGACGAUGAAAUAUACCUGAUUAGUGAGCCGGAAGCGGCGGCCAUCACUUCAUUGAAAAAGUACACCACCAAAGGAAUCGGUAAUUUCAUUAAGCCCGGGGAUGGAGUUUUAAUCUGCGACUGUGGAGGGGGUACCGUGGACAUGACAACCUACCUCGUUCUUCAAACAUUACCUUACUUGACAUUUGAAGAGCUAUGCACGGGUAACGGAGGUAAAUGCGGGUCGACCGCAGUGGACCGCAAUUUCUAUCAACUUAUGUCGGAUCGAUUUGGCGAUGCAUUUGACAAGCUACCAAUGAAAAAAAAGAGCCCCGGUAGCGAGUUCAUGAGUAAGUUUGAAGUUAUUAAACAGGACUUUGGAUAUCCGAAUCAGCCAAAAAUAUUUGAAAUUCAUCUCAACAUGAAUGCACCGAACGCGGAUCCUAAGUAUUUCGAUGAGGAAGAGCGCAUGGUGUUUCUGUCCAGUGAAGAUUUGCGCUCAAUCUUCGACCCAGUGGUGGAAAGGAUCCUCGCCAUGGUACGGCAACAAAUUCAGGAUUCACAGGAAGAGACAGGAAAUCGCAUAAAUAGAAUCAUCCUGGUCGGCGGAUUCGGCGACUCCGAGUACCUUCGUAAAGCGUUCCGAGAAUCAUUUGAGCCAAUGGACAUAAAUAUCACCGUCCCUGAUAAGCCCCAAGCUGCAAUCGUCCAAGGGGCCGCUCUUCGUGGACUCGAAGGGCUGAGAUCCUCGACAAAGCGGUGCCGCCGACACUACGGCUUUAGCUGGUCUACUGAUUUCCGAGAAGGCGUAGAUAUUGAGUCUGAAUCCUAUAUCGAUAGUUUUACGGGUCUAAAGAUGUCUUCUAAUAUGAUGAAAUGGAUGAUUGCAAAAGGAGAAAAGUACUCGGAGAAUCAUACAUACGAAACUUGGGUCAGGCGAACACACUAUGAGUCAUAUAGCUUAAAGAAGAAAACGGUCCUCUACGCUUGCGAUCUUUCGGAUGCCCCGGAGCGGCGAGGCUCGAAUAUUUAUCAUGUGGGUGACAUCGAGGUCGACUUCUCCCAUACCGAUUUGAAUGGAUUCUCAAGCAAGUACAUCGACGGGCAGAAGGCAUAUCUUCUUACUUAUAAGUUGAAAGUCAUAUUUGGGGCACAGGAAGGAGUCCUUAAGUUCGAAGCUACUAGCCAAGGGGAAACAAUUGGACGGACUAGCAUAAAGUUUAACACUAUCCGAUAUUAUUGAGUAGUCUUUCGAUUCAGCGAAAGAUGUCACUUUUUACAUGUACAGAGCAAUGAAACUGGACGUGAUUUGCGAACGUGGAGAUGGUGCGUAAUAAGUUGUCCUUUUUUCUCUUGAAGUUAUCAUCCUAAAAUGUGAGGACGUGGUCACCUACCCCAUUCUUCAGGCAUUGCCUUAUUCUUAGCAACUACAUGUAUGAACAGACAUCAGUCAGCCAUUGAAUAGUUGGACAGGACGUAAUUCAGUUCUUCGG
Messenger RNA from Talaromyces proteolyticus, 2217 nucleotides. RefSeq lists its product as uncharacterized. The record is from RefSeq and is a predicted model, not a curated record. Gene Ontology annotation, molecular function: ATP binding; ATP-dependent protein folding chaperone. The transcript has 10 exons. NCBI's taxonomy places the organism in Eukaryota, Fungi, Ascomycota, Eurotiomycetes, Eurotiales, Trichocomaceae. The coding region runs from base 147 to 1967 and encodes 606 amino acids.